This is a messenger RNA of Rhineura floridana, 3616 nucleotides long. It is a transcript of the gene TNFAIP2, whose product is annotated as TNF alpha induced protein 2. Gene Ontology annotation, molecular function: SNARE binding. The record is from RefSeq and is a predicted model, not a curated record. Gene Ontology annotation, cellular component: exocyst. The coding region runs from base 284 to 2425 and encodes 713 amino acids. Gene Ontology annotation, biological process: exocyst localization; exocytosis. The transcript is spliced from 12 exons. Lineage: Eukaryota; Metazoa; Chordata; Lepidosauria; Squamata; Rhineuridae.
CUUCUCCAGAAAUUAGAAACCGCGCUUCGGAGGAGACGAGAAGCGAGCGAGUGAGCGGGGGAAGAGCCAGCCCGUCAGCCCCGAUCCAAAGGCAACCAGCCCCUGUAAUUUCUGCCUGCCUUUUCAGGCUCACCAACCCCAGCGCCGCGUCCUUCGCUCCAUCCGUGUCCCUGAUCUGCUUGAGCUCGCGUCUGCCCGAUCCGCCCCCUCUGCUCUCCGCUUGGAGCCCCUUCUGCUGGGAGCCCGGAAGCCUUCGGCCAACAGAGCGCUCCAGGCUUAGAAGAUGAUGAAACCUCUGACCUUUUUCUAUACCAGUUCUCCAAAACCUGAUAAAGAAUGUGAGGCUAAAAGCAAGGCAGCCAAUCCUUCAACAUCAUCUGAGUCGGAACUUGACUCCAUGUCGCUUGAAUCAUCAACAGAAGAAGCUCAUCCAAAGGACAACAUGAAAACUGAAAACCACAGGCAGGAUUCGGCCCUUGGGUACCCUCCUGGAUCGCCUUCAGAAACCAAUGGGACAUGCCCUUGUACUCCAGAGCAGAAGAAGAAGAAGAAGAAAAAGAAAGGAAUACGGGGGAAAAUUAUUGGUGCCCUGUACGACAUUACUGUUGGGAAAAGCAAAGUAAGGCCCUUAAGAAUAGAAAAGGACCCUCCAAAGGAAGAAAGCCAGCCAAUUACAGUUGAUCAAAUCAGAGAGCUGAUUAAGGAUCAAAAAUUCUUUGAUGCCAGCCAGCAUCUCCUGGUCAUGGAGAAGGAAUGCAACGGUGACUCUGACAGCAACAGCAAAGAGGAAAAUAUGGACAAUCAGAAUGAAAUUGAAGAUCUGUUUGGACUUUUGAAGCAAGAGGUCCUCAGGAUCAUACGUUCAUCUGUUAACAUAGGACAGGCUGAGCCAGAACUGCUACAGGAUGCAGUGAGAACUGUAGCAGAACAGGUGGAGGAGGAUGACAGAUGUGCGUUGGAAGAAAAGGCAUCUGGGAAACCUGUGCGUUCCCGGCCCAGAAAAUGGAAGGAGGAUUGGAGGAAUACAGUCCAGGCGUCUGUAACCGAGCGAAUGAAAGAGCCUCCAUUUGAUGUUAACGAGGGUCUCUCAACAACCGCUUACAGCUUCCGACACCUGGGGAAGACUAUGAAACAGGACCUGAUCACAGUGGUGCAGUAUGUUAAACCUCAUUACCCUGAGCAUUUUCAAGUGUGCAGCACCUAUGCAGAGGUUUACCACCAUUGCUUCUCUUCUCAACUAGAGACAAUUGUUCAGUUUGAACUGGGCAUCAAGGACACUUAUCUUCUCCUCACUUGGGUGUGGAAUAUUUAUCCAAAUGAAAUCAGAAAUCACCCGGUCUUAGUGAAAGAGUUGGACAAAGCCAGUCUUGGGAGCCUUUUGCCACUCAAAGAGAUCAGAGAGCUUGAAGCGACAUACCUGGCUAAUGAAGCGGAUUCUGUUAAACGCUGGCUGACCAAGUGUCUGGAAAUGGAAGUCACAAAGUGGACACAAGGGAAGGAACCAGAGAAACUAGAUGGUCAUUUUCACAGUGAACUACAAAUAGAUGCCAUCCGGACUAUCUACGGAGGACAAAAACGUGCUGAAGGCAUUAGGGCAGACCUGGGCAAGCAAAUAUCAGCAUUGCUUUUGGAAGAGCUCUUGGCCUUUUUACAAAGCUAUAAGAAGGAACUGGACAUUUUCAUUAAAGAGAACAAGCAGCACCGACACUUUGAAGCAACAAUAAUUGCAAACAUUAACAAUUGCUUGAGUUUUCGAACCCACACGAAAGAAAGUGCAAUACCGGGACAGGAUUAUCUCAAAGUGAAAAUGUUUAACACCCUUAAUGAAAUUCAGAAUGCUGGAUUCGAUGUGCUCCUUCAAAGCCUGUUUCAGGAACUACAGACUCUUUUUAAAAAGUUUACCCAGAAGAAAUGGGUCUCCUGCACUAAUGUCAUGGAUGAAAUCAUAGCAACCACCAGCCACUAUGUGUCUACGUUCAAGACUCUCAAAGACCCUCUUCACCAGGCGAUUAUGGGGAAAAUUCACCUCUAUCUGGUCCAAGAACAUAUUGCUAGGGUUAUGAGGAAGAAGGUUAGCCUGAGGACCCCAGAACUGCAAAAUAACUUGUCUGAGCUCAUCCGAAAAAACGCCUCCAUUCUGUGCACCUUUUGCACAGAGAAUGGAUCCAAUGCCAAAUGGCUGGAUUUUGCUCUCCCAAGCCUGGCCGAAAUCAUCAAGCUCCAAGAUACAGCCGCCAUCAUGGUUGAAGUUGGCGUGCUUGCCAGUAAAUAUCCUGAUGUCAGCAAGAAACAUCUAUCUGCUAUCUUGUACAUCAAGGGAAACUUGUCCAGUAGCGAAACAAGAAGCAUCCUGAGUGUGCUGGACAUUGGAGUAAAUGCCACGUUGCCCCCCAUGUCACUGUUUUCAACAAUCCGGGUGUCGUAAGGAUGCCUGUUGGUGCUUGCUUCGCUCAAAUAGUUGCCAUUCACGGGGAACCUGAAUUCAGCACCAGCCUUCCCCCAAAAACCAAACCUGGGGUUGUUUUGCUGAUUUUCAACUGGUCCUAGUUUUGGAAAAGUGAUUUGUUCUUUAUGCCACUAUAAGAGCGUCAGGGUGGAAUGGAAAUUGGGGUGGCUCACUGCCUGAAAAGUCCCACUACGGAAAAGAUCCUGUGAGGUCUCCAGUAUUUCCUUUGGUGCCUUGGUUUUCCUGAUCUAGAAAAUGGGGGAAUCACCUUCAAGCUACCUCCUUUUGGUGGUAAUGGAGUGAUUCCAAAAGACUCCUUCAUUUCCUGUUGUUGGUAAAAGCACUGAAGAGAAAAGUAUAGUAGUGCUUUGGAUAUGGUUUCUCCUGAAAGGGGAAAAGAAAGAAUCCUUUGUUAAAUUGAUGGAGGAAACAGGAAACGUACUCCAUAUGUAAAUAGCACUCUGAAUGUGGUCUUGAUAAAAAAAAAAAAAAAUUCAAGCAGAAAUUCUCAGGAGCUGCUUCUUCUAAUGAAAAGUCCUUCUGGACUCUGGAUGGAAGGAAGUGUGAAAUUAUUUUUGCUCAGUUAUAUGUAUGAACAGAGAAACGGUAUUUUAUUCAGCAACGUGGCAAUAGCCCAUGUAAUAUCACAAGAGCUGGUGUGGUGUAGUGGUUAUAGUGCUAGGCUUGGAUCUGGGUUCAAAUUCCCACCACAAAGGGUGAUUUUCCUGCCACAAAGUCACUCUGUCUGCUUUUAUCUUUUUGUACACCACUUCGAUGGCUUCAGGCUGUGAAGCAGUUCAUAAAUUUGUAAAAUAACCAACCUCACAGGAUUGUUGUGAAGAGAUAAAUGGGAUAAUCUCAUGUAUGUUCCCUUCAGCUGCUUGGAGCAAGAGCAGAAUACAAAUGUUGAUAAUAAUAAUAAUAUUGUUAAUAUUUCUAUAAAACAACUGUAAAUGUGAAUAUGCCGCUGGACACACUAUGCUACAGUGUUUGCUUCUCAAUUAUCUGAUCCAUGGUGAUGUAACAGUGUUUUGUUAAGACAUUUGAUAUGUGCCUUCAAGUUGAUUACGACUUAUGGCGACCUUAUGAAUCGGUGACCUCCAAGAGCAUCUGUCAUGAACUGUUAAGACAUAGUUCUAUAAAAUAAAUGUGUUAUAAUAUCUGGGAAAA